CAGCCACAUUGUUCACUAUAAAAUUCCAUGAUUCGGGUAUCAAGGGUUUAGUCUUCAGAGCUUAAUUGAAAAAAAAACACGGAGAAGAAGAAAGCGGGAGGAGCGUUAACACCUCUUCUUCUGUCCCUCUGCGCGCCUCGCUCAUUAUUUAACCAGGAUGGAUCGUUAUCAGAGAGUGGAGAAGCCCCGGCCGGAAACUCCAAUUAAUGAGAAUGAAAUCCGUAUCACUACUCAAGGCAAAAUGAGGAACUAUAUCACAUAUGCUACAACAUUGCUUCAGAAGGAUAAAGGCUCAGCUGAAAUAAUUAUCAAAGCAAUGGGAAGGGCUAUCAACAAGACUGUGACUAUAGCAGAGAUUAUCAAGAGAAGGAUAGCUGGUCUGCAUCAAAUUACUACUAUUGGAUCAAUUGACAUAACUGACUCAUGGGAACCGCUAGAGGAAGGUCUUCUUCCUCUGGAGACGACGAGACAUGUAUCCAUGAUAGCAAUUACUUUGUCGACCACAGAGCUGGAUGUAAAUUCCCCUGGGUAUCAGCCUCCCCUGCCAGUGGAUCAAGUUAGACCAUUGGCAGAAUUUGAGUUUGAUCCAGAAGGAUCGCCUAGUCACGUAAGGGGUCGAGGCCGUGGUGGCCGGGGUAGGGGCAGAGGAAGAGGAAAUUUUAUGAUGGGUGGUGAUUACAAUGGUGAUGGUAGUUAUGGAAGGGGUAGGGGCCGAGGAAGAGGAAGAGGAUGGGGCCGUGGUCCACGUGGUCGUGGAAGAGGGUAUGCUGUAGCUGAGGCUAAUCUGGAUGAAGGAAGACCUCGUGGCAGAGGAAGGGGUCGCAGGGGCCGGGGUUUUAGAUCAGAUGGACCAGUACAAGUACCAGGGCCUGCAACUGCAUAACAAUAAUUGUUCAUCUAUGCUAGGCUGAACGAAUUGAAUUAUACUAGAGUGACGUUUAUGAAUUUCUGUAUUCUAGUUGAUGUUUGCUUUUCACACUUGUGAAGGUUGCCUUUUUUGUGGAUACCUCAAUUCAUUUAAAUUUAGGUUUUACAGGAAAUCGAAAUGUAUUUUAAUUAGAAGAGCAGUACAUUCUUUCAUAAUUUUACUGUGUAUAAGCCCUAUUAAAUUUAAUGUUUUUUUUGGACACUA
Molecule: messenger RNA, 1132 nt
Organism: Cryptomeria japonica (Japanese cedar)
Lineage: Eukaryota; Viridiplantae; Streptophyta; Pinopsida; Cupressales; Cupressaceae
Exons: 9
Coding region: 158-883 (241 amino acids)
Molecular function (GO): RNA binding
Source: RefSeq, a predicted model, not a curated record